CCUUCAUCUAGUUCAGUGAGCCGCAGCUGGCAAAAAUUAAUAAAUGCCAGGGUUACACACGGAACAGAACCCUCUUGAAGUUGGCGGCGGUUUUGACAAGAAGCCACUUUCUUAGGGGAGGAGAAAUGCUACUUCUUGCUCGAGCGCUCUCUCUACAGGCCAGCUUCGUUAUGAGGUGCAAAGAUGCUGACACAUAUGUACAGAUACACAGCCAACUCAGACCCACUUCAGAGAUUCGGUGGUCGUGGUACCAAGCAGAAGCUGGUGGUGCCUGUGCGGAAGAAGCCUUCAUUCUUCACUGCAAGAAAAACCAAGAAUAUUUUCUGGGGUAUUGAAGUACCUGAGAGUCUCACCUGGCAAGGAUGGUGUCUAGGAAAAGAAUUCACAAAACACCUCAUUUUGAGAAAUGUGUGUUUGAAACCCCAGAAGUUGAAGUUCAGGCCUCCAACAACUCGUUUCUUCAAUACUGUUUUCCCACAGCCAAUUAUUCUGAGUCCUGGGAUGUCCAUAACUUUGCCCAUCAUCUUCUGCCCUUUGGAAAAGAAAGAGUAUGAAGACAGCAUUCUUUUUGAAAAGGCAGAAGGAGAGUUUUCUGUUGCUCUGGUAGCCAAGCUACCGCACCUUGAUUUGCUUUUCCAAGAGAGUAUUCAGGUUCCUGCAUGUGCUGUCUAUGACUCUACAGAGGCCUCCUUUACCAUGUACAAUGAUGGGGAACUACUGACAUGCUUUAGUUGGGAGGUGCCACCUUCUUUCUGCAUUCUUCCUUCUCGUGGCUUGUUGGAUCCAGGCGAAGAGUGCACAAUGAAAGUGAUAUUUCAACCUGAGAUGGCUCAAGUGCACAACAUAUCGGCAAUAUGCAGUUUUGGAGAUACUCCGGAGCAAAAGGCCAUCCAGCUGAAAGCUGUUGCUAAAUAUCCCCACCUGCUGGUGAAUGUGCCAGGAGACUCGUGUGAAGAUGCCAGGCUUAGAAACUUCCGGGAUGUGCUCAGCUUUGGCGCUGUGGCUGCUGGCAGCACUGUAGAAAAAUAUGUGGAUGUCUUCAAUGUGUCUGUGGUCAGUGCCCCAUUCAGGAUUGAGAGAGCAAAGGAAGUAGUGCUUCGUGAUCGUGUUUUUUCUUGUGACUCCACCCAAAACAUUGCUCCAGCUCGUGGGAAGGCGGUCAUCCCUGUGAGGUUCAGUCCACACACCGUGGGUGUAAAGAGUGUGGACUACUUCACUGUUCUGCCUGCUGGGAGCCACACCCAUUCUGUGCUGAAGGUGACAGGGUCAUGCAAAGGUCCCGAGGUUUCCUUUCAGCACCCCGUUGUCUACUUUAGCUGCAUUAACCUUGGAGAGUACUUAGUUCAGCCCCUAGAGAUGACCAAUAACUCUGAUGUUCCAGCCUACUAUCAAUUUAACAUUGACUGCAAACAAAGUAUCUUUUCCUUUGACUGUCCUGUUGGGAUCUUGGAUGGGAUGUCCACUAUCACACUGAAGGUCACCUUCCAACCCACCUACCCAAUAAUUUUCUACCGGCGAGUGGUUUGCCUAGUUCAUCAUCAGGGUCCAUUAUUCAUAGAUUUGAUUGGGACCUGCCACUCGGAAACAAUGAACCCAAACAUUCUGAGAUUGAGCGACAUUACCAGGUACAAGACACACAUGGCCAGAGGACUGACCUUUUUCCCACCGGACAUCCUGGGCACUAUGUUGAAGGAGGGCAAACUGUUGGUGGAUGAAACCGGAGCUCUCACACUCCCACCGGAGAUGCUGGAGGAUAAGCCUCCUGAAGAGUACCCUGCCCUUGAGCCCAUGGUUGAAUAUUUCCAUGACGGUGUAAGCAGUGACCUCACGGUGUUUCCUCCCCACGUUAGCCUUAGCAUCAAGGAGUAUGAUUUUGGCUGUUGUGCAAAGCUUCAAGAGGUACAACCACUCCCUUUCUGCGUGACCAAUCACACAAAGGGGAAAAUCACGGUUAUAUGGACAAACAAGCCACAUAGUCCUUUUCAAGUGAUCCCAGAAAUUUGCGACAUCCCACCUCUGAAGACUAUGGCUUACCAUGUCACCUUCAAGCCUUCUUUGCUCAAUUCCAUGUAUGCAGCUGAACUGGAGGGCUUUGCCUUCUAUAAGGUGCUGCGGAACUUCAACAACAUUGAGGAGCCCAUCACCAUGUGCCCAUCCUGGGACUUAGCCAUCUCUUUGCGCGGACACACUUUUCAACCUGGGCGGCAGCACUUUAUCCCAAAGUAUGACUUGGACUGCCACAAGGUCUUCCCUCCGGUGAGCCCAAACAUCACCACCUAUCGCAGCAUGCUGCUCUCCAACGUGGGUACCACUGCCAUAAGCUUCAGCCUAAGCCGGGAGAAGUGUCCUUCCAUCCUAGUGAAGCCCAACUGUGGGUAUAUUGCACCUGGAGCUCACCAGAUCAUUCUCCUCUCAACUUGCCCAGUGGAAACAUCUAUACAGCAGCACAUCUUGUCCAUGCAUUUCAAUUUCUGGCCCUCCUUCACCCAGGAGCUCCACCUUCAGAGCAGCGCUGAGCCCCUGGUCUUACUAUUAGAAGGUGAUGGCAGCCUGUACUUCAAACCCACAUAUGUGGGCAGCUCCUCCUCACGCACCUUCACUAUCAAGAACUGCACCCGGUUACCCAUGCUCUUCAGGUGGAAAAUCCAACAGUCAGACAAAAACCUUUUAUCUGUACAGCCUGCUGAAGGGACUAUAUUGCCCAAUGAAGCUUUGGCUCAGACAUGGACCUUCACUCCCAGUGAGCAGAUCAAAUACCUUCUGCGGAGUUGGGUGAUAGUGUGGAGAGAGCAAGAGAUUCUGGAAGGCCAUACCCCAAAGACUGCCCGCUAUAUCCUGCGGGUUAUCGGUGAAGGAUCACAGAGCACUUUAACAGGACAAAAAGAGCAGGUAGAAGUUGGCAACAUCCUGGUUGGCAGUACACAGUCAUGUGAAUUUGCCUUCUUUAACAACGGAGCCUGCUGCUUAAAAUACAUCCUUAGUGUGGAGCAGUUGAUCACUGGACCAUGUGACCCUGAAGAAGUUGCCAGUGACUCCUUAGCAAUAGAACUUGACCACUACAAAGGGACAAUUCCUGCUCGGGGAAAGAUCUUUGUACGCGGGAUUAUUAGGCCGACCCGCCAAUUGCGCUACAUCUGGACAAUCUAUUAUGCCAUUUCCACUCCCAAAGCCGCGAAUCCUCUUGGGGAAAAGCAGCUGCUGUGCCAGGUGACAGCAACAGGUGUCUAUCCAUCCAUCUGCAUCACGGAUGCCUGUGGGACAGGAAGUGCCAGUGGCAUCAGUAAGCUGUUUCUCUGGCGGCUUUUCUCUUUGGAGAGACUGAACCAGUAUCUGGAGCUAGAUCCAACACCACAGGAGCUCACCUUCAGGGUGCCUACCAGGCAUAGCACACGGCCAAUCCCUCCGGUUUACACUCCUGUCAUGCUGGAUUUCAACUUUGGUGCAGCUCCUGUCAGAAGUGUGCCCUCAGUAGUUGUGCUGAUGCUACAAAACAAUGGGGGGAUACCCGUGAACUGGGCCUUUCUGUUUCCUUCUGACCAGAGGAUUGAAAUGGAAUACUGGGCAGAAAGCACAGAGUUUGACCCCAGCGAGCUGCAUCAGAUGCGGAUCCAGGAUAACCAGCUUUUUGCCAUUUCCCCCAAGGCAGGAAAGCUGCUUCCAGGGCAAGAGCAAACCAUACACUUAUCCUACAGACAUGAUUUCAUUGGCACUGAUCGGCUUCCAGUCCUGCUGAAGAUCUCCCAUGGCCGAGAAAUUCUGCUGAACUUUAUUGGUGUGACACUGCAAAUGGAGCGCCGAUACAUUCACUUCACUUCAACCAAGCAUAUGUUCACGCCCAUUGCUAUUGGCACCUAUGAGCCUCCUAAACAGAUCUAUGAACUGUACAAUGGAGGUGCCACAACUGCAGUGUAUGAAAUCCAAGUGGAUGCUCUGAUGAAAGUACAGGAAGAGAAUUACCACCAUGAGGUGUUUGUCUGCCUGAAUCCAAGAGGAGAGAUUGGUCCAGGCUUGACAGCACACACGGAAUGGAUCUUUUCACCACUGGAAGCCAAAAUGUACUCGGUAGAGGUACCUAUCCACAUCCUUGAAGGGGACUGUGCUCUGAUUACCUUCCAAGGCAUAGGCUUCGAUCCACACGUUAUGAGUGACACAGCACAAUUCGACAAAGUGGUUUGUGCUGCGACAGCACCAGGUUCUGCCAAAUUAGCAGUGCCUGGUCUGACGGUGUACUUAUCUCAUCCCCGGAUUUGUUUUGGCAACAUCCCAGUCUACAGUAAAUGCAGCCGACUCUUUUUUCUCAACAAUGCCUCCGAGAAUGAGGCCAUUGUUUUUUCUUGGCACACUGGGACUUCCAAUUCCAUGGUGGUAAUGAACAUUAUUCCAGAGACUGGAGUUGUGCAGGCUGGGGAGAGCAUCUCAUUUGUUCUCACACUGUAUGCUGGUGAAAAUCCAUGCUUCUACAACAUAGAUUUGAUAUGUGAGAUCUUUACCCAGCGCCCACUCGAUCAGUAUGAGAAAGAGCUGCAAGAAUGGGAAGCUGAGAAGGCACGCCAGGCUGUGGAGUUCACCAUCACAGAGAAAGACCUGGAUACACAGAAGAACCCAAAACAGUCUCCAGUGGGGGCUUCAAACUUGGGGUCAGCAAAGCUUUCUGCCACACAUUCAGUGAUCCGGAAAUACAAGACUCUUCCACCCAUUAGGAACAUCCAUGUGCCUAACCCUCCUGCCAGCCGCAGCCAGAGGAAGCUCACGAGGAACAAAGAUGCCAGCAGGUUGUGGGUGAAGCCAGAGCCCCCCAAGCCCUGCCUCAUGCACCUGGGGGUUACCGCCAGGUCACACUCAACUGAUGACUACCUGGUCAACUUCCCUAAUGACCUGCCCCAGCACUUCCUUUUCCGCCAACUUAAGAAGACGACAAUCAGAAGGAAUACUGUGAGCAGGAGUAGGAGCAAGAGUGGAUCUCCAAGUAUGAUGGCGUUAGCAAGCUGUACGGAACAGGAGGCACAGCUAGUAACAGACAUGCUGUCGACAGUGAUCAAGGGGCUGCUGGAGGAAAGCCAAUUCCAUGAAGCAGUGAUGAGAAGCCUAGCAAAGCCCACUCCCUACUUCUGCCAGUUCUGGAGUGAGGAGUCAGCCAAACAGAAGCACAGCCCAGGUGGUACCUCUACAAGACCAACUUCCCCAGAGUUUAGCCCUAGGUGUAGAGCAGAAGAUGAAGAUGCUGGAGGAGCAGUAGAGAGAUCUCCUAUAGAAACUUCAGAAGCUCAAGAGAGUCUAAGUGUCAUUAUUCGCAAGGAACAAUUCCGGGAGCAGAAGGAAACCAUUAUCAGGUUGCCAGCAUUUGCAAAUCUGACUGAGAUGGUGCUGGAAAACACCAUCAGAAACAUUCUGGUGGAGGCUAGUCGUGGGGAGGUAGUACUGACAGCACGACCCAGAAUCAUUGCACUCCCUACUGUUUUCUCCCAAAAAACUAUCAGUCCCAUUGCUCCGAUGCACAAAUCGCCUCUGCUCCACCCCACUACAGCACCACUGACCUGUGCCUCCAGAGAGAAAAGGGACUCUGAAGGACAGCGGCACAUCAUCUUGCCCCCCUAGGGGCUUGGAGAACACUGGUACCACACAAGUCCAGUAUUCACAUCUGGCUAGACCCUCUAGGAGCUAUGGUGCUACUGGAAAGCUGCCCUCUUGGAGGUGUGGGUCAAAUGAGAAAUGACUUGCAGAGAAACUUCUGUGACCCUACCCUAUUCAAUAAUAGCGCGGGAUCUUUAUCAUGCAGCCUUCAAAAUACAACUCUGGUUUGCGCCAAAGCGGAAGUGGUUCCACUUGUGCCCUGUGUGUGAGAGAUUAUUUUUUCAAAUUAAGAUGACUUUGUUUCCAUCUUGGCAAGCCUCUUGUAUUGUAAGUGUUCAACUUUCCCUCCACCAAGGGGCAGUGCAGUCUAGUUUCUCAGCGCUCCAGCCUCCGCAGAGGACAGCACUUUUCCUUGCUGCUACAAUUCCUGAAUAAUGAAAUCUGGCAACCAGAUAUGCAAGCCACAAAGCCUUUCUGAACACCAGUAACCACGAUUAAAAUAAUACAAACUUGACGGAAAGCGAACUGGGGUGGCCUGAGCCUCAGAAUGCAGCUGUUUAAGAAACAGGCUAUUUAUGGACUCUCCAUUCUGUCAUUCCUUUUUAGUUUCCAGGAGCUAGAGGUCUGCAAACCUUGAAGGUGUUUUUAAGGCUAGAUCUCCACACAAACAUUUUCAGAAUGCUAUACAUUGUCGGGCUUGGGCCACCAGCUCUGAAGUUCUGUAACAGCAGUGUGUUGCAGUUUCUAAACAUCACCAAAUAUACUCUCCUAGCAGCUUGAUUUGCAUCUUUCAAAGAUCUCUCUUAAGAGGAGUUGUGGGUCCUGUUUUUGAAUUUGCAGAGGUAUCCAUCCAAAAUGUGUUCUAACUGUAAGACGAAAUUGUUAGCAUAACCUCAACACACAUAAGCAUCUAUGAAAACUGGAACAAAGAAUUUGAAGUGGGAGAGGUAGCAUGAUCCUGUGUUCUCUGUUAAGCAGCAACCGCCAGCAAACUAACAAUAAACCAACGGGUACGCCAUUCACUGCAAUGUCUUGUGUGCAAAUGCUUUACCUCAUUAGAUAAUUAUAAACUUUUCUAUGAAUGGUGUGGACCGUAGUCUUGCCUUAUCUCUUUAGGCUAAUGUCAUGACUCAACUUGAUCAACAUUUUU
Zootoca vivipara (common lizard) is the source of this 6721-nucleotide messenger RNA. It is a transcript of the gene CFAP65, whose product is annotated as cilia and flagella associated protein 65. Gene Ontology annotation, cellular component: cytoplasm; sperm flagellum. The record is from RefSeq and is a predicted model, not a curated record. Gene Ontology annotation, biological process: sperm axoneme assembly. Lineage: Eukaryota; Metazoa; Chordata; Lepidosauria; Squamata; Lacertidae.